Antechinus flavipes (yellow-footed antechinus) is the source of this 2480-nucleotide messenger RNA. RefSeq names its product tyrosine aminotransferase (gene TAT). The transcript has 12 exons. The coding region runs from base 68 to 1432 and encodes 454 amino acids. NCBI's taxonomy places the organism in Eukaryota, Metazoa, Chordata, Mammalia, Dasyuromorphia, Dasyuridae. Gene Ontology annotation, molecular function: L-tyrosine:2-oxoglutarate transaminase activity; pyridoxal phosphate binding. Gene Ontology annotation, biological process: aromatic amino acid catabolic process; biosynthetic process. The record is from RefSeq and is a predicted model, not a curated record.
ACAAAUUUUCACAUCCUUUCCAUCAAUUUAGGGCUUCAGUUUCCUUUAUUAACAGGCAUCUUUAGCAAUGGACUCUUAUGUGAUCCAGAUGAAUGGCAAUCGUGAUCUUUCCUCUGUCCUGGAUGUCCACGCAAACAUGAAUGAAAGAAAUGCAGUCUUGGGAAAAAUGAAAGGCAGGAAGGCUAGAUGGGCAGUGAGAGCCUCUGAUAUGUCCAAGAAAACGUUCAAUCCCAUCAGAGCCAUUGUAGAUAGCAUGAAAGUGGAGCCGAAUCCUAAUAAAACAAUGAUCUCUUUGUCAAUAGGAGACCCAACUGUAUUUGGAAACCUCCCUACUGAUUCUGAAGUUACUCAGGCCAUGAAGGAUGCCUUAGAUUCAGGAAAGUAUAAUGGUUAUGCUCCAUCAAUUGGCUAUCUGUCUAGUCGGGAGGAAAUCGCUUCCUAUUACAACUGUCCAGAGGCCCCCCUGGAAGCCAAGGAUGUCAUUCUCACAAGUGGCUGUAGCCAGGCCAUUGAACUUGCCUUGACCGUGUUGGCCAACCCAGGACAGAAUAUCCUGAUACCCAGACCUGGCUUCUCUCUCUAUAAGACUCUGGCUGAAUCCAUGGGGAUUGAGAUCAAAUUUUACAACUUGUUGCCGGAAAAGUCUUGGGAAAUUGACUUGAAGCAUUUGGAAUCAUUGAUUGAUGAGAAGACAGCUUGUCUUAUUGUCAACAAUCCAUCAAACCCCUGUGGUUCAGUAUUCAGCAAACGUCAUCUCCAGAAGAUCCUGGCUGUGGCUGCAAGACAAUGUGUUCCCAUUUUGGCUGAUGAAAUCUAUGGAGACAUGGUGUUUUCGGAUUGUAAAUAUGAACCUUUGGCCACUCUCAGCACCAAUGUUCCCAUCUUAUCUUGUGGGGGGCUAGCUAAGCGUUGGUUGGUACCAGGCUGGAGAAUGGGCUGGAUUCUAAUCCAUGACAGAAGAGACAUAUUUGGUAAUGAGAUUCGAGAUGGGCUGGUAAAGCUGACUCAGAGGAUCCUGGGACCCUGUACCAUUGUCCAAGGAGCGCUGAAAAGCAUUAUGAGAAGAACACCUCAAGAAUUCUACCACAAUACCCUAAGCUUCCUUAAGUCAAAUGCUGACCUUUGUUAUGGGGCCUUGGCUGCUAUUCCUGGACUCCGGCCUGUCCAGCCUUCUGGGGCCAUGUACCUCAUGGUUGGAAUUGAGAUGGAACAUUUCCCAGAAUUUGAAAACGAUGUUGAAUUCAGUGAGAGGCUAAUUGCAGAGCAGUCUGUCGUCUGUCUUCCAGGAAAGUGCUUUGAAUACCCCAAUUUUUUCCGAGUGGUUAUCACAGUCCCUGAGGUGAUGAUGUUGGAGGCUUGCAGCAGGAUCCAGGAGUUCUGUGAGAAGCACUACCAGAGUGUUGAAGGAGCUCAGGAAGAGUGUGACAAAUAAGUCAUCUUCCUUUCCCCAUAGUGUUUUUCUUCUGGGACCAGGCUAGGCAGUGCGCUUCUAUUGCCCAUUGAAUUGGAUGCCGACAAGUGGGAGAGGGGCCACAAAAACAACUCACUUCCACCCCAACUCUUGUUGUUUUCUAGACCCAACUGAACACACUCUGUCUCCAUAAAUUCUCCUAAAGUUGUAGUAACAUGAUUCACUCCCCUAGUUUUUAGUCUCUCCCCACCAUUAAAAUUUCCUUCUCUUUUUGUCUGUGUAACACAUUAGUAAAAAUCUAACCUAGUUGUUAAUAUGAUCUCUGAUUUAAUAAGAAAGUACCACAUAAAAAGUGAGUUAAAGAAGAACAAUCAAGAACCAGUAAAUAUACAUUCAUUAAGCACCAUGUACUAGGUACUAUGCUUAGCUUUGGGGAUACAAAAAGAAGCAAAAGAAAAUUCGUGCCCUGAGGAGCUUUCAAUCUAAUGGGAAAAAAGGAUGGAAACAGCAGAUUCAAGGAAUUUGUGUCUUUGAUAUUUUCUCAUUCAGUGGAUCCUACAUAGCCAAAUUAGUUCUGGAGCCAAAUUCAGUUAUCACCUUUCUAACCCUAAGUAUAUUUCGCAUUAUGUAAUAGAUGUUACUGAAAAAAAAAUUGAGUUUGAAUCAAAUUUUUGGCAAUUGUAUUUUCAAAGCAUUUGGGGAGUUGGCUUUUUAAAGGAACCCUGACAGAAAUCAUUUUUAUAGCAUGAAGAGUCCUUUUGUAAUGCAAAUAAUAACUAUAAUUUAUCUAUUUUGUGGCUAUAUUUUUGUAUAUUAGAUUUUCUUAAAGUGGGGUUAUGCCAGAAAGUAUCUUUUGAGGAUUUAUUGUGUCAUUAUGAUGAAAGGAACAGGAAUACCCUGAUCUGCCAUGGAAUCAUUUUUGGUGUAACUCUAAUAUUGAUUUAUUAUAUUAUAUAUUAUAUUAUCUUUUAAUAUAUUAUCUAAAGAACAUUUAUAUUGACCAAACCCUUUGUUUUGCAAAGGGCAUAAAUUAUUGUUUUUUUUUUAAAUAAAUUUUACAAAGUCUGCA